Dentiscutata erythropus is the source of this 2085-nucleotide messenger RNA. Lineage: Eukaryota; Fungi; Glomeromycota; Glomeromycetes; Diversisporales; Gigasporaceae. The record is from the annotation of a GenBank genome assembly.
AUGGCUGACUAUUUAUUAGCCGAACGUCCAAAUAAACGUGCUUAUUUUGGUUCCACAUCUACCAAUAUGUUUGACGCUGACGAUGAUGAUGAACAGUACUUCGCUUUCACUAAAGCUGCUGCCGACUCGGGCUUUCCUAUCGCUGGCGUGAAUGACGCCUCUACUUCUUCAAUUUUGCCCAAUAAAGAUGUCGAGUCCUCUAGUUCCGUGAACUCCAUCGAUAUCACGUCCAAUUCUACCGAUCGUUCGACAUUAAUCGAUGAUGCUAAAAUAAAUACUACUAUUAAUAAGGGCACUGGUGCAAAUAUAGACGUCCCCAACGUAGGCUGUAAGGCUGAGCCAAGCAGCAAGGAGACUGCUGAGAGCGAUACUUUUAAAACAAAUACCUCUCCAAACAGUAAAGUUCGUGAAGCUUUAGCUGAAAAAGUUAAUAUGUCUGAACGUUCUAUUCAAAUUUGGUUCCAAAAUCGUCGUGCUAAAAUGAAAGCUAUGCAAAAACGUGCUCAUUUAAUGAUUAAUCAAGAUUCUCUUGGUCAUCACUUCAUGCCUUGCAUACCCGGUUAUGGUCAUGGUUUAUACCCUUUCCGUAUGCCAAUUCAUCAUGCUCAACGUAUUGCUCUUCCUCGUUCUUAUAGUACAAGUGAUCUUACCCCAACUAUUAAUAAUCUUGCUUUGGCUGGAAUGAGACCUCAACCAAAUUCCGGUCUUGGUAUCACUGUUCCGCAAGUUGCUCAAGGUUUUUGGCAGUCUGGUCCUUUAACUGCUCCAAUAACCUCUUUGGGUGCUGCAUUACAUCUUGUUGUUAAUCCUGCAAAUGGAAUGCCUGUUAAAAUUAAUGAUCCAACGUCCAUAUCGUCGACCCCUCAACAACCUCAACAGUUCACACCUCCUCAAGAAUAUGUUUCUCCGGCUAAUACUGUUUCUGUUAUCUCAUGUGAAACUCUAACCAUUGGUACUUGGCGUCGUAUCUUAACUAUGCAAGCUCCUACUGAUCUUUUAUGUUAUUAUGCGAUCCCACAAAAUACCUUUACUUAUCAUAUUACAAAUGAUAAUACUCAAUUUAAAAUGGAAUUUCCAUUAACCGAUAUUACUUCAAUUGAAUAUCGACCUAUUGAUGAUAUUUAUGCUCAAAUUGCUGUUGAAGUAAAAGAUCCUCCUCAUUUCUAUAUGGAAGCUUCUCAUGGUGGUUGGAAUAUGUGUAAAGAUUUCACCGAGGAUAGACAAGCCACUCGUCACAUGAGGCAUGUGAUGAAAGGUCGUGCUAUUAUUAUGAAACCUCAACUUAUGAAGCUCAUGCAAGAUGAUCCUCUUUUGGCGAAAGUUGUAAAUUUUGUUGAUGAUUCUGAUUCUUUUAUUAAAGAUGAUGAUCAACAAAAUCCUCCUCGUCGCUCUUCUUAUCCAAGUGGUUCUAUUGCUGAUAAUGUUCGGUUUGGAAGUGAAAAUUCUUCCCUUUCAGAUAAAGAAGAUUAUAAAUCUAGUGCAAAUAAUUUACGUAAACAGUUGGUUCUUAAUCGUCGUUCUGUUUCUCUUCCUUUAUCUCCCUCGGAUGAUCAUAAGACCUCUUUUCUAACCGCCAAUGCUACUACAAUGGUUCAAAAUCCUUUACAUGUUAAUACUGCUCUUAUGGAUUUAUAUAAAGCCGAAGUAACCAAUAGUUCUCCUGAAUUCUGUUCUUCACCUAUGGAGCUUAAUUCUUCUCCAACAACUCCUCUCGAUGUGUUCGAUAAUUCUCCAACUUUAAUGGAUUCUUCUCCCCUGUUGAAUCAAGAUCCUUUUGUAUCAUUACCUUCUCAUAAUCAUAGCAGUCUAUCAAUGGACACUUCUAUGAAUUCUAAUGAAAUAGCUGCUAUGGUCAGUUUCGCUCCUACUAUGUCUGGUCAUGGUUUACCUGCUAUGUCCAACGAUGAAUUCGCUAAUAUGUUUAACAUGAGCAGUGGUUCAGAUACUGCUUCUGAUGUUAGUGAAUUUUUGACCUUUAAUGAUUAUGCUAAUGAUACUAUGGAUGGUACUGAUGGCUUUGCCUCUUCAAAUGGAUUAAUAAAUAUUGAUACCUCUUCUUGGGUUGGAGAUGUUGCUUAUUGUUAA